Molecule: messenger RNA, 3375 nt
Organism: Nannospalax galili (Upper Galilee mountains blind mole rat)
Lineage: Eukaryota; Metazoa; Chordata; Mammalia; Rodentia; Spalacidae
Gene: Inpp5j
Product: inositol polyphosphate-5-phosphatase J
Exons: 13
Coding region: 39-3098 (1019 amino acids)
Biological process (GO): phosphatidylinositol dephosphorylation; negative regulation of peptidyl-serine phosphorylation
Cellular component (GO): ruffle; cytoplasm; plasma membrane
Molecular function (GO): phosphatidylinositol-3,4,5-trisphosphate 5-phosphatase activity; phosphatidylinositol-4,5-bisphosphate 5-phosphatase activity
Source: RefSeq, a predicted model, not a curated record
AGAACCCAAGGGAGCCCAGGCUGCUGGGGGCUGCAGACAUGGAGGGCCAGAGCAGCAGUGGCAGGGGGAGGUCAGGGACCAGAACUGGCCAUGGACCUUUGCCUGUGCCCCAUGGGGUUCUGCAAGCUGGGGCACCCUCCAAGGUGAACUCAAGUUUCCAUCUCUCAGCAAAGAAUGUAGCUCCAGUACCCUCGGAACCAAAGUUGCCUCUGGCACCCAUGGGGCCACGAGCAGCUAUGUCACCUCCCUCAGAAGAUCCACGGCUGACUUUGGCUUCUCCCCGACCCAUCCUGGCUGCACUGUCCACACCUGGAGAACAGAGAAGAGCUCCAGCCCACUGCAGCCACAACCUGGCUUCAACAUCUGUGGGCCAGCUGGUGGUGUCUACAUCUGCUGGACCGAAGCCUCCGCCAGCCACCUCAGGCUCAGUCCUGGCUCCAAAAUCAUUGGGGCAGCUAGUAAUGUCUGCCUCUGCUAUGCCAGGGCCUCCCCCAGUUACCCUGGGGCCCAGCCUGUCUCCAACUUCCAGGGACCAGAAGCAGUUGUCACCCACUUCUAUGGGACCCAAGCCAGCAUUGGCAGCCUCAGGCCUAAGCCUGGCCCUGGCAUCUCAGGAGCAGUCCCCACAGUCCCCUUCCAGUCCUUCCCCAGUUCCCAGUCCAGUUCUGUCACCUUCUCAGGAGCAGACCCUGGCUCUGGCAUCUGUGGCAUCCUCCCCAGCUUCUGAGAGAUGGACAUCAGCUAGACCGAGGGAUGCCACAGUCCCCAGGCCCAUCCCCCCUGCAGAGGGGCAUCUCCAGCCUCCAAUUCAGGCAGCUGGUCCCAUUAUCUCCCCAUCACGAGCCCAGACUUCCUCAGACCCUCGAUUAUCCCCCUCCUUCCGAGCCAGGCCAGAGGCUUCACGCCACAGCCCUGAAGAUCCUGUCCUACCACGACCACCCCAGACCCUGCCCUUGGAUGUGGGCCCAGGCCUUCCAGAGCCUGGUACCCGCUCCCCUGGACUUCUGUCUCCUACCUUCCGACCAGGAACUUCCUCAAGCCAGAGUGUGCCCCCACCUCUGCCAAAGCCACCUCGGUCUCCCAGCCGGUCUCCUAGUCGCUCCCCCAACCGCUGCCCCUGUGUUCCCCCAACCCCUGAAAUGGCACUCCCCAGACCUGGCAUCCAGAGUGCAGGGGCUGGAACCCAGAGUUUGGGGUCGUGUGCUCAGGGUGCAGGGCCUGGCAGGUGCCUGAGCCCUAAUCUGCAGACCCAAGAAGCCCCAGCCUCUAUCACCACCUCUCCUACAUCCACCUCACCAUCUUCAUCUUGGUCAGCUCAGCCUACCUGCAAGAGCGACCCCGGAUUCCGAAUCACUGUGGUUACCUGGAAUGUGGGGACUGCCAUGCCCCCCGACGAUGUCACAUCUCUUCUUCACCUGGGUGGUGGCCAUGACAGUGACGGUGCGGACAUGAUUGCUAUAGGGUUGCAAGAAGUGAAUUCCAUGAUCAACAAGCGUCUCAAGGAUGCUCUCUUCACAGACCAGUGGAGUGAACUCUUCAUGGACGCACUGGGGCCCUUCAACUUUGUGCUGGUGAGCACUGUGAGGAUGCAGGGCGUCAUCCUGCUGCUGUUUGCCAAGUACUACCACCUGCCCUUCCUGCGGGAUGUGCAGACUGACUGCACGCGCACUGGCCUGGGUGGCUACUGGGGUAACAAGGGAGGAGUAAGCGUGCGCCUGGCAGCCUUCGGGCACAUGCUGUGCUUCCUGAACUGCCACUUGCCUGCGCAUAUGGACAAGGCCGAGCAGCGCAAGGAUAACUUCCAAACCAUCCUUAGCCUACAGCAAUUCCAGGGACCUGGUGCACACGGCAUCCUGGAUCACGACCUUGUGUUCUGGUUUGGGGACCUGAACUUCCGCAUUGAGAGCUACGACCUGCACUUUGUCAAGUUUGCCAUAGACAGUGACCAGCUCCAUCAGCUCUGGGAGAAGGACCAGCUCAACAUGGCCAAGAACACUUGGCCCAUCUUGAAAGGUUUCCAGGAAGGGCCCCUUAACUUUGCUCCCACCUUCAAGUUUGAUGUGGGUACCAACAAAUACGACACCAGUGCUAAGAAGAGGAAGCCAGCCUGGACAGAUCGUAUUCUGUGGAAGGUGAAGGCUCCAGGUGGAGGUCCCAGCCCCUCAGGACGAGAGAGCCACAGGCUCCAGGUGACCCAGCGCAGCUACCGAAGCCACAUGGAAUACACUGUCAGUGACCACAAGCCCGUGGCUGCCCAAUUUGUCUUGCAGUUUGCCUUCAGGGAUGAUGUGCCUCUGGUGCGGCUGGAGGUAGCAGAUGAAUGGGCACGGCCAGAGCAGGCUGUGGUGAGGUACCGCAUGGAAACAGUGUUUGCCCGAAGCUCCUGGGACUGGAUCGGCUUGUACCGGGUGGGUUUCCGCCACUGCAAGGACUAUGUGGCGUAUGUCUGGGCCAAGCAUGAAGAAGUUGAUGGAAGUGCCUACCAGGUAACCUUCAGUGAGGAAUCACUGCCCAAGGGCCAUGGAGACUUCAUCCUGGGCUACUAUAGCCACCACCACAGCAUCGUCAUUGGUGUCACUGAGCCCUUCCAGAUCUCACUGCCUACCUCGGAGUCGGCCAGCAUCAGCACAGAUAGCUCAGGUACCAGCUCAGAGGGUGAGGACGACAGCACUCUGGAGCUGCUUGCGCCCAAGUCCCGCAGCCCCAGUCCUGGCAAGUCCAAGAGACACCGUAGCCGAAGCCCAGGCCUGGCCCGCUUCCCCAGUCUUGCUCUCCGACCCUCAUCUCGUGAACGCCGUGGUACCAGCCGUAGCCCCUCACCCCAGAGCCGCCAGCUGCCCCGGGUAGUCUCUGACAGGGGACACAGGAGUGGCAGCCGGGGUAGUAGUGAGGAGGGGCCCUCUGGGUUGCCUGGCUCCUGGGCCUUCCCACCAGCUGUGCCUCCAAGCCUGGGCCUGCUGCCAGCCUUGCGCCUGGAGACAGUAGACCCUGGUGGCGGUGACUCCUGGGGACCUGAUCAGGGGGCCCCUGACCCUGACAGCCUGUCUCCCAGUCCCCAGGGUUGCCUUGGGCUAGAGGAGGGAGGGCUGGGGCCCUGAAGUGGGUAGACAGAUGGGCCUGGUUGGCCUGGCUCUGCCUCCAUCGUCCACAAACCUGCCUGCCUCUCUCCUGCUGCUGAUCCAGCUGUAUCCACACCUGCCACUCUGUCCUGACCAGGAGUGGCCAACUGGGGUCCCCUAAAGUCAGUCCUGGCACCACCCCAACUGUGACAAUCAGCAAAGCCCGGCCUCAGCCCCAUCUGGGAUGGUGGGAGGAGCUCUAGUCAAUGUCCCAAUCUUGGAGGUCAUUCAUUAGGAAUUAAAUUCUCCAGCUUCG